Messenger RNA from Alosa sapidissima (American shad), 5127 nucleotides. It is a transcript of the gene blm, whose product is annotated as BLM RecQ like helicase. The coding region runs from base 372 to 4898 and encodes 1508 amino acids. Gene Ontology annotation, molecular function: hydrolase activity, acting on acid anhydrides, in phosphorus-containing anhydrides; ATP binding; 3'-5' DNA helicase activity. The record is from RefSeq and is a predicted model, not a curated record. The transcript is spliced from 21 exons. Gene Ontology annotation, biological process: double-strand break repair via homologous recombination; telomere maintenance; DNA replication. NCBI's taxonomy places the organism in Eukaryota, Metazoa, Chordata, Actinopteri, Clupeiformes, Clupeidae. Gene Ontology annotation, cellular component: cytoplasm; nucleus; chromosome.
UACUUUUCUUCACCAAUGGGAGUUGACUUCUAAGAGGCGCAAAAUAUCAACUGUCAGGAUAGGUCGAUAUAGAUUUGUGUUUGUACUGGACUGCAGUGGUAUGAGGGAAAUAAAUCAGAUGGGAUGUUUGUAUGAGUCGUCAUAUAUUUACCAUAGUUAGAUUGAUGCUUUGGAUUGAUAAAUCAUCACUGAAAACCACGCAUUCAGCUAUGCAGGCUAACGUUACUCUCUUAUUAGACAUUCUCUGUAUGAAUUCAGCUAGGUAACUUAGCUAACUAGCCGUGGUUAGCUAGCUGGUGUUGUUAUUAACGUUAACUUAGAAAGUAGUUGUUUUUUCCCCAUGUGAUAGGGUAGCAUUUGUGUGAAUAGUAAUGCCGAGCAUUCCGCAGAAUAAUUUGAAGGAGCAACUUGAGCGACACAAUCAUGCUGUUCAGAGCAAAUUGUCACUGGCCAAACCUAAACCUGGGGUUUUUACUUUCAAAAAGAAGUCAGCUUCGUCCAGCUCCAACACUGAAGGUGCAUCAAAGGUAACGGACUCAAGUGGUCUAGCAAACAGGAAUGUCAAUAUUUCCCAUAACAGUGCUGUAACCAAACCCCAUUUGACGUUUUCAACCAAGACUGAUAGGCCAACUCCAAAAUUCACCUUCCUCUCGGCUAACCCGAAAAGCAAACCACAAGCCAUUACUCUUCCACCAAACCCAUUUGCAGUGAACAAGUCCAUCUUAGACCAGACAGUUUCCAAACUCUCCACAGCACCGGUCAAGCAAGAUGAAAAAGCUUCAGUUAACAAAACGUCUUUGCUGGACAGUUCUUUUGGCAUCCACAAUGACGACUGGGAUGACUUUGAUGACUUUGAGACUCCAGUCAAGGGGAGUACUGUGUCUCCAAGCCCUGCAACAUUAUUGAGGGCUUUGCACCCCCCCAGCGCUGAACCAGGGGACACUCCAGUCAAAAGAAAAACGGAAUCCCCAGGCCAUGCAUUACCAGUAAAGCUAUCACAUGAAUGUGAUGCCGAAUUGGGUAAAGACAGAGAAACUGAAGGUGACAGAAGACCAGUUUGUAAAACCACCAACACAGAGCGACACAGUGUCAUCAGCAGCCAUGGCGGUUCACCUGAAAUUCCCCCAUCUGGGAAAGAUCCUGACUCCACCUUUGAGAUCCUUUGCAGGGCUAUAAAGAAUAACAUUCAUCCUCAACUGGAAGAGACUGACCCAGGAGAUUCGUCAGUGAAGGUCAUAAAAAGACACCGGUCAGUCCAGAAGAAACUGGCUGUGUUGAGCGACAGCGAGGACGAGGCUGAAGUUGAGGCUGGGCCAUCAGACAAAUUUACAGAAGAUGACUCUAUUUGCAUUCAAGAUACACAAAUUGACUGCAUUGACCCAGAUGUCCUGCACAAUGAUGACAAGUUGGAGUCAAGGGAUAUGGACUUCAUACCACCAUCACCACCCAAGGAUGAGAGGCCCUCUCUGAGCAAAACAAGUCCCCGAAGUCUCUUGCCCCACAGAGAGUCUGUCGGAAGUCUGUUUGGAGUCACUGACGUCCAAUCCAAAGAUACCAAGGGGCCUGAUGCUAAAUCAGACGAUGCACUCUUCAUCAUUAUGGAAACUAUUUGUCGACUGGUGGACACCAUCCCCGAACAUGAGUUGAUUGGCCUAAGCUGUGGCACUGAUCUUCUUCUACAGCGAGCUCAGAGGAAAAGAAUUCUUGCUAAUGGAGGUAUGCCUAGAACAUCCGUUUCAGACAAAGGAAUAACACCCUUGCCCAAGGCAUCAUUCCGGCAAAGUUCUGCUUUUGACACCACACCCAGUCUGAAGUCAACGACGUCACCUUUCUAUGAGGAGAUCAAGAACAGUUCCAAGACAGAGUUCCUAUUCAGGAAGUCCAUCUCCUCUGUCAUGCCGGUGGAUUAUGACAGCAGUGUCUUUGAAGACUCCAGCUGCCUCAUCAGCGAUGUCCAGACUCCAGGCUCCUCCUGGAGACCCUCAGCGUCCUCCACCAAACCCACUUUCACCGAGGAGAAAAAGGAUAAGCGCUCCAGCAAUUUCAACUUUUGGAGCAGUAAUGACCAGAAUGAUGACUGCUUCUCGAGGCCAUCUUCCCAGCAGUCUGAUGUUCAGAUAGUAGAAGAUGACGAACCAGAGGCCUUGUUUUACUCCCCCAAGAAGCCAGCUAGUGGACCUAAGGUGACCGCAGAAAAAAGAGUGGGGGACAGCAGGCAGUCGUCCAGUCACAUAAAUAACUGGACAGACGCAGAUGGGGACGACUUCUACAUUGACGACUUUGACAUUGAUGAGUUUGAUGAGGCAGACAUUCCGGAAUAUUUUGACGAACCUCCGACUACGAGCACCUCCACUUCCAAUCGGACUUCCACUUCAUUCGUCUCUGCAAUACGGGAGGGAGGGCCAGUGAAGUCCACACCGGCCAGAAGAGCAGUGUCCACGCCGAGCCCUGCCCCUGCUCUUAAACCAUCCAAGCCCUCUUCUCCAGAGCCUAAUUACCGUAACCCGGCCCAUGACCGGUUCAGGGGCUUCAGCUUCCCCCACUCGGCAGAGAUGAUGAAGAUCUUCCACAAAAGGUUUGGUCUCCACCAGUUCCGCUUCAACCAGCUGGAGGCCAUCAAUGCUUCUCUACUGGGCCAAGACACGUUUGUCUUGAUGCCUACAGGAGGAGGUAAAAGUCUGUGCUACCAGCUGCCUGCAUGUGUGUCAUCAGGUGUUACCGUGGUGAUCUCACCACUGCGCUCACUGAUUGUAGAUCAGCUGCAGAAGCUCACCACCUUGGGUAUCCCAGCCUCCAGUCUGUCUGGGGACAAGAAGGACAGCGAGGUCAACCGCAUCUACAUGCAGCUGUCCAAGAAGGACCCAGUCAUUAAGCUGCUCUACGCCACGCCAGAGAAGGUCUCCGCGAGUGGCAGGAUGAUCAGUGCGCUGCAGAACCUGUUUGAGAGGAGCCUCCUCUCACGCUUUGUCAUUGACGAGGCACAUUGUGUCAGUCAGUGGGGUCAUGACUUCCGACCAGACUACAAGCGUCUGAAUGAGCUGCGGCAGAAAUUUCCCAGGGUGCCCAUCAUGGCUCUGACAGCCACAGCGACACCGCGUGUGCAGAAGGACAUCCUCAACCAGCUGCAGAUGAGCUCCCCACAGGUCUUUAACAUGAGUUUUAAUCGACACAACUUGAAGUAUACGGUACUACCCAAAAAGCCCAAGAAGGUUGAUGAGGAUUGUAAAGAAUGGAUCAAGAAACACUACCCACGUGGCUCUGGCAUAGUGUACUGCUUGUCGAGGAAUGACUGCGAUGCCAUGGCAGAGAGUCUCCAGAGAGCGGGCAUUGCCGCCCUGGCGUACCAUGCGGGCCUGAACGACAGUGAUCGAGAGUAUGUCCAGAGCAAGUGGAUCAACCAGGACGGCUGCCAGGUCAUCUGUGCCACCAUUGCCUUUGGCAUGGGCAUAGACAAGCCGGACGUGCGCUACGUCAUCCAUGCCAGCCUUCCCAAGUCUGUGGAGGGCUACUACCAGGAGUCAGGCAGGGCGGGCAGAGAUGGAGACAUCUCCGAGUGUGUGCUCUUCUACUCCUACAAUGACGUCAUCCGCAUCAAGAGGCUCCUCACCAUGGACAAGGAUGGGAACCGGCAGGCCAGAGCCACCCACUUCAACAACCUGCACAGCAUGGUGCACUUCUGUGAGAACAUGGCUGAGUGCAGGCGCAUCCAGCUGCUGGCUUAUUUCGGCGAGCACAAUUUCAACAAGAGCUUCUGCACGGAGCACCCUGAGGUCAUAUGUGACAACUGCUCUAGACCAAAUAAAUACAAGGUGAGAAAUGUGACCGAAGAUGUGAAGAAGAUUGUGAAGUUUGUGCAGGAGAACUGUGAGAAAGUGGGCAACCGCUACAACAAAUCUGCUCAGCAGAGCCGACUGACCCUGAACAUGUUGGUGGACAUCUUCAUCGGUCAUAAGAGUGCCCGUGUCCAGACAGGGAUGUUUGGGAUCGGCGCUGCCUACACUCGACACAACGCAGACCGUCUCUUCAAGAAGCUGGUGCUGGACAACAUCUUGGAGGAGGAUCUGUACAUCACUAAUAACGGACAGGCCGUGGCCUACAUCUCCGCUGGCCAGAAGGCCAUGAAUGUCCUGGGUGGCUACAUGCAGGUGGAAUUCUACGAGACAGAGAAUGCCUCCAGCAUCAGGAAGCACAAGGCGGCGGUCACCAAGAAUGUCUCCAAGAGGGAGGAGAUGGUGCAGAAAUGCCUAGAGGAGCUCAACGACCUGUGCAAGAAGCUGGGCAAGAUCUUUGGCAUCCACUACUACAACAUCUUCUCCACUGCCACGCUCAAGAAGAUCGCUGAGACGCUGUCUGCGGACCCCGACGUGUUGCUGCAGAUUGACGGCGUGACGGAGGACAAGCUGGAGAAGUACGGAGCAGAACUCAUCGAGCUACUGCAGAAGUACUCCGAGUGGCAGCUCCCUGUCGAGGAGGAGCCGGAGAGUUCCGGCUGGAUCGACACGGCGCAGGGUCGCCACGAGAUGGACGAGGAUGAGGACGAGGAAGACGAUUCUUCGACCUACUUCCGGGGCAACAGCCGAGGGGGGAAGAGGAAAAAGGCAGGAUACUCCAGGAAACCCAAGAGGAGAAGAGGAGGCUACCAGAACCAGAGCUCCUCUGCCAAAGGGGGGUACAGCAACAGCUCCUGGAGCUCCUCUGGCUCCUACAGCAGCAGCAGCAGGGGUGCUUAUAAAUCUCGAGGCCGAGGGGCAGCAGGCCGAGGUGCAUCUGGCCGAGGGAGCGCAAGCAGUGCUCCGCAGGCGGCCCCAGCAGGCCGGAGACCGGGCUUCAUGGCCAUGCCAGCACCCCAGAGUGCGGCACGCCCCUUCCUCAAACCUGUCUUUUCCCACAUGCCCUGAAGAGGGAGCUGUUUCACUGACCUCAGUUAUCCAGCAAUGAGCUGACUGCUAGGUGUAAAUAUGUGUAAUAUUUGUUAGAUAAACAUUGUUUGUACUUUAUAUUUUUGUAUGUGUGGUCCUGUGUUCAGGAUAUCUGUUUGUUCUUUUGUUGAAAGGUAAUUUAAGUUAUAAAGUUGAAUAGUUUUAAGCUUCAACUGUCAUUAAAUGAAUUAAAUUUGAAUAAGAAUCA